AUGUCACAAACGGAAUACGACGCCUACCUCGCGCGCAAAGCGUCCGACAAGAAAAAGGCAGAGGACGGGAGGCAGCAAGAGAAGUUUGAUAAAACCUAUGCGAGCGAGAUGAAGAAGCGGUAUGGCGCGAAAGCGGAUCCGGGGACGGUGGCAGAGAUGGUGGAUACGAAUGAGCUGGGGGAGGAGUGGUUCAAGGAGGGAGAGUGGAAACCUGCUUGGAGUAAUGUCGAGUUUGAUGGAGACGCUUGCUUGAAGAACGUGACCAAAGCGGGUAAGACGAAAGAUGGAUUUUAUGCUCCAGCGGGAACCAUCGUCCCGCUUGGUGCGGCCUUCCCACACAUGACAGUACUCAAGUAUGGCGGCUACUUUCCAGCUGGGACAUCCUUCCCCGGCGGCGUCAUGGUCCCGAUGCACGCGCGGAUGGUCAAUGUUCUUCCGCAGGAGACGUUCGUGCCCGGUGCGAUGCCCGAGGAGAGCUUGUGUCUGGUUCAGUAG
Molecule: messenger RNA, 495 nt
Organism: Dioszegia hungarica
Lineage: Eukaryota; Fungi; Basidiomycota; Tremellomycetes; Tremellales; Bulleribasidiaceae
Exons: 4
Coding region: 1-495 (164 amino acids)
Source: RefSeq, a predicted model, not a curated record